UACCUGUUACUAAAUAAAUUUUUCGUGAGAAUAGGUUAACUUAAGUUGUGAUUGAACUCUUCAAAAAUGUGUGAAUUAAAGACAAAUUUCGUGACCCACGAUCUGGUUCACAAUCUGCGAUGCAAUAGACGAGGUCCCAGGAUUAGGCACGACAUGAAGAAGACGAGGAUCUGGCCAGGAGCCCGUUUUAUGUGCGUUUGCAAGGACGGAGAUUUGAAUACGGCUGCCUAUUGUUUGGCCGAGUUGAUGCACGAGCCCUUUCAGCCUUUUCCCAUGGCCACGGUGGCGGUGCAUUAUUCGAUCCGGGAUGAGUUCAUUGAGAUGCUAAGGAGUCGUUUCCGGCAGCUGAAGCCACAUGUGGCCAACCAUCCGAAUUUCGUGAGGGCCGUGGAGGAGUUGAAACACGGUCUGCGACCUGUGAAAUACGUUCUGGCCGAUGUGGCCGAUGCUCCGGCCUGUGCCAGUCCCAUUUUGGUCACAGAUGAAGUUACCCAUUUGUUCUUUCCCAGCGGACCUUCGGGUUGCACCACCCUACAUUCCUUUCAAAAUAUGCGCCAUGUGGCAGAGAUCUUUGGCAGGGAGACCCCAAACUUCGAUGCGGUCUACUUCUUUGAUGAGGGUAUUACGGGUGUUUAUACCUUGGCCAAGAUGAUCAAGUGUGUGCAGUUCUUUGUUAACUGCAUGGAUGCCUGUCUGCUGGAAAUCAUGCCCUUCUACAUGGAGCACACGCCCAUGGUGAUCUUCAAGAGGGGUUAUCAUUACGAGACCCUGGAACUCGGUCAUCAGUGGAAGAUCAUUGUGUUCCCCUAUAGUUCCUCUAUCCUGAGACAGUGCUGUUGUCCCACUGGCCAUUGUCGCUGCUAUGCCACCCAUUCAGCCUGCUGUGAAGACCACUUGCAUACUUAGGAAUGGUUGGGUGUACUGUCUCCUUUUAAGCCCCAUACCCACCAACCAACUAUCCCGCCUAAUAAUUUCGACAUGGAACUCCAUCUUGGCAAAGGAAAUCCAAACUUCCUCCGUCUGUUCUUCGACUGCCGGCGUCGCUCCAGAAAUCCGCAGUUCCAAUGAGUAGUUUGCGACUGGCAACACAUGUGAGCCAUAAUUUUCGCGGUACUUGCCUCCAGGAUUGCUAGUAAAGUGGUUAUUGGCUAAGGAUUACUUUUUCAUUACAUACUAAACGCAAAAUCAUUGAAAUAUAAAUU
Drosophila suzukii is the source of this 1202-nucleotide messenger RNA. RefSeq lists its product as uncharacterized. NCBI's taxonomy places the organism in Eukaryota, Metazoa, Arthropoda, Insecta, Diptera, Drosophilidae. The record is from RefSeq and is a predicted model, not a curated record.